Molecule: messenger RNA, 387 nt
Organism: Clunio marinus
Lineage: Eukaryota; Metazoa; Arthropoda; Insecta; Diptera; Chironomidae
Source: the annotation of a GenBank genome assembly
AUGCUUCUCAUUAAUAGCGAUAAAGAAUUAUCACAAAUUGAGCCACUUCCACCAUUACCUGACUUUCCCAAAGACGCUGAAAGAAAACCUUCAAUCACAGAUUUAGUUCAAACAACAUAUUCGCCAAUCUCACCAAAUGCCGAUCGAAAUAUUAUCAAACAAUUGGGAGAUUGUGAUGAAGAAUUUCGACUUAGUGUCUCGCAUGAAAACAACAACGUCUUAUGGGAUCUUCAAGAGUUUGCGAAAGCUGGAAAACUUCUCAAAACACCACCCAUGGAAGUUGAAUUUUAUGAUGAAUAUGAAAUGAGAAAAUUCGGUGUAUGUCGUGAAAAAUCGACUAAAGACAAACAUGAUAUUGGUUUCAGUGAGGGUGACAAGGAAGUUUGA